This is a messenger RNA of Suhomyces tanzawaensis NRRL Y-17324, 519 nucleotides long. RefSeq lists its product as uncharacterized. The transcript has a single exon. NCBI's taxonomy places the organism in Eukaryota, Fungi, Ascomycota, Pichiomycetes, Serinales, Debaryomycetaceae. The annotation marks the transcript as partial. The record is from RefSeq and is a predicted model, not a curated record.
AUGAACUUCCCCCCAGAGGAUAUCCAAGUGUUGGUCUCCAAGAUAGCUGCCAUAUUGCGCUCUAGGAAUGAGACUUUGGCAGUCUCCGAGGCUGCUUGUGGUGGCCUUUUAUCUGCAUACGUUGUCAGUGUACCAGGAGCAUCUGACUUCUACAUAGGAGGAAAGUUGGUGUACUCAUUGAAACAAAGACUUAAAUUGUCUGGCUGGUCCGAUGUUGAAAUAAGUCAAUACAUGGGACCUUCAGAGCAGGUGGCCCUCAAACUUGCCCGCACUGCAAAAUAUGAAUUGGGCUCGACUUACGUGCUAUCGGAAACUGGAUUCGCGGGCCCAUCAUCUGAUCUCCACUUGAACCACAAUCAGGACCAGAACACGGCUGCCAAGGUUGGCACUGUGUUUCUUGGGCUCAGUGGUCCCGCGAAAGAGAUCUCAUGCUCCAGAGAAACUGGCAGCGUGGAGAGAGCGACAAAUAUGACCGAGUUUGCUAAGUUAGGCUUGGAGUUUUUGUUAGAGCAAUUGCAA